AUGGGGCCUUAUGAUCAGCUAAAGGAGGAGGCUAAGUCCGCAGCCGUGGUGGCCGACGGGCGACAGGCCGGGCUUAGUUACAUCUGGUAUUCCCAGAUCUGUGCGCAGGGUGUUAGAGCAGCAAUGAAGCCUCAGUACAAGGCAGAGGCAAAGAGGGCAGCAAUGGCCACUGUGAAGACUGUGAAACCCAAAAAGGAAUAA
Apus apus (common swift) is the source of this 201-nucleotide messenger RNA. RefSeq names its product ATP synthase subunit epsilon, mitochondrial-like. Gene Ontology annotation, cellular component: mitochondrial inner membrane. The record is from RefSeq and is a predicted model, not a curated record. Gene Ontology annotation, molecular function: proton-transporting ATP synthase activity, rotational mechanism. Bases 1 to 201 code for a protein of 66 amino acids. The transcript has 2 exons. NCBI's taxonomy places the organism in Eukaryota, Metazoa, Chordata, Aves, Apodiformes, Apodidae. Gene Ontology annotation, biological process: proton motive force-driven mitochondrial ATP synthesis.